GUUCGUCUUCCGGAAUUCGGAUAUAUGUUUCCUUCUGUAUACCUAUACUUUCGUGGACAUCCAUUUUACGUUGUAUUUUCUUCCACUCCUAUAUUCACAAAUUUUCAGAGUGACUCCUGCUGUGUUCUUUGUUAACACUAUCUGCUACACAUGAAAAACAUUUGCCGCACAACGAAAGAAUUGAACGUUGACGCACUUUAUCUUGGGAAACUAUUUGAAUGUUGGCAUUAAUUGUCGGUUAUGUACACAACUCAAAAUAUCCGGUGCAUAAGGAAGGUUUCUGCUGCACAAGGAACAUCAUUCAUAAGCGAAUCCAUUAUUCAAUUUAUCCCCUUUUAUAGCAUACCAUAGUUGUGAAUAUAUUAGAACUAUUUUCAUACCUUGAAUGCAUUCAUGUGGACCCAACAAUUGGGAAAAAAAGUGUGAAAAUCUUCUCUUUUUCUUCAUAUCUUUCUUUUCGUUUCGUCUUUCUCUGCGUUUCAAGGGUUGAUAGAGUUGGUUAGACGUGGUUGCCGGCGCUGCAAAAGCAGGUGUGAUCCGCAGGGUGAUAGCCUCUGUUGCAUUACUCUGCGUAAUCUUGUUUUGGGGGAAGUAGCUGUUGGAAAACGCUCGUCUUUCCAUGGUACACUAAAGAAUUUGAAAGAUGCUAUUGGAUGCAGUUAUAAACAUAUAAUCCCUGCAACAUUAAAUGAAGAAAGUUUCUGCAUGGCGCCGAAGCAUAGGAGACACAAUGUCUGGGUCAAGACGGAGAUUACGUUUAAUGGGGCUAAUUUUAACAUGGACUAUUGUCUUGGUUUCUUUGGCGAGCAUUUUUCUGUUUGGUGUCUAUAUUCACCCACCAAGAAGCUCAAUUGCAUGCUCUGUCUUUUCUUCUGGUGGUUGUGCUGUGCCGGAACAGCAUCCUUCACAGGAAUUAAGUGAUGAUCAGAUUGCGGCUCGAGUUGUAUUAAAAGAAAUUUUGAAGAUACCACCUAUUCAAUCAAAAAACCCAAAAAUUGCUUUCAUGUUUCUGGCUUCAGGUUCAUUACCUUCCGAGGAGAUCUGGGAUAACUUUUUCCGUGGCCAUGAGGGCAGAUUCUCUGUUUAUGUACAUUCAUCUAAUGAAAAACCAGUGCAUGUUAGCCCCUAUUUCGAGGGCCGGGACAUUCGGAGUGAGAAGGUGGUCUGGGGAAAAAUCUCCAUGGUUGAUGCAGAGAAGAGGCUUUUGGCAAAUGCACUCGUAGACCCUGAUAACCAGCAGUUUGUACUGCUGUCUGAAAGCAUCUUGGAUCCUGGCCCACACGGAGUAGGCAGGUAUUCAGAGUGUAUGUUUCCUGAGGUUAAAAUAGAUGAUUUCCGGAAGGCUUCACAGUGGUUCUCCCUGAAGCGGCAGCAUGCUGUAAUGGCUAUAUCUGACAGUUUUUACUACAGGAAAUUCAGCCUUUACUGCAGGAAGGGGAUCAGAGUCCAAGCAAGUUAACAACUUGAUGUUGAUGCUUUUUAACUUUCUCAGCCAAAUAUGGAUGGGGAGCACUGUUAUUCAGAUGAGAAUUACUUGGCAACUCUAUUUCAUAUGCUGAUCCUGCUGGCAUUUCAAAUUGGGCUGUAACACAUGUUGACUGGUCCGAAGCGAACUGGCACCCCAAAACAUAUAUGGCUCCAGAUGUUACUCAUGAGCUCCUGAAGGACAUUGCAAAGAGAGCAAUGGUCACCCCUUGCUCAUGGAAUGGGAAGAAGCGGCCUUGUUUUUUAUUUGCCAGAAAAUUCCAACCUGAAACUUUGGAUAAAUUGAUGUACAUUUUCUCCAACCAUAUGACAAGUUCGACACCUUAACUUUCCUCCAUCAGUGUCGUUAUUUGGUCGGGUCAGCAUCAUUUGAUUCCAGUCCUCACCACUGUUAUCACAGAAAAAUGUACGUUUGGAUAAACAUUAUGAGGUGAUCAACCUUCCAGACAUUUCGAUCAGUUUUGCCCACAAGAGGCAAGAAGCAGGUGCAUUCAGGAGCUCGAGGAGGCCACAGGCUCCUGAAAAUAAUAUUCGGAUUGCUAUCUUUGGGCCAUUAUCUCCUCAGAACAUGAAGUUUUGGUUUUUAUUUGAGUUAAAAGUGUUUUUAGUUUUAUUUUUAAUGUAAGAGAUUGUGGACUUUUAACAAUUGUGAAUUUUUAUUUCAUUUAAGCCCCUUUUUUGUCACGAAAUUGAUGGACAGGCUACAGCCAUGCACAUUAUUAUCAUCAUAAAAAACGGAUUUAGAUUUUUUUUGUAA
Messenger RNA from Carya illinoinensis, 2242 nucleotides. RefSeq names its product glycosyltransferase BC10-like. The record is from RefSeq and is a predicted model, not a curated record. Gene Ontology annotation, molecular function: glycosyltransferase activity. The transcript is spliced from 9 exons. Gene Ontology annotation, cellular component: membrane. Lineage: Eukaryota; Viridiplantae; Streptophyta; Magnoliopsida; Fagales; Juglandaceae. The coding region runs from base 689 to 1459 and encodes 256 amino acids.